This is a messenger RNA of Callithrix jacchus (white-tufted-ear marmoset), 1761 nucleotides long. Its product is annotated as cytochrome P450 4F12. Gene Ontology annotation, biological process: arachidonate metabolic process; phylloquinone catabolic process; menaquinone catabolic process. Lineage: Eukaryota; Metazoa; Chordata; Mammalia; Primates; Cebidae. Gene Ontology annotation, molecular function: oxidoreductase activity, acting on paired donors, with incorporation or reduction of molecular oxygen; heme binding; monooxygenase activity. The record is from RefSeq and is a predicted model, not a curated record.
UGGCUGGCCCAGCCCAGCCCAGCCUCCCAGGGCCUUCCCUAGAUCAGAGGCCAGAGGCAAAGACUUCCCAGCAGAAGAGGAGAGGAGGUUGUGUGGAACAAGCUGCUCCUGACAGAAGAUGUCACUGCUGAGCCUGUCCUGGCUGGGCUUCGGGCCAGUGGCAGCGUCCCCGUCCCUGUGGCUGCUCCCACUGCUGGUCGGGGUCUCCUGGCUGCUGGCCCGUGUCCUGGCCUGGACCUACGCCUUCUAUGACAAUUGCCACCGGCUCCAGUGUUUCCCCCAACCCCCAAAACGGAACUGGUUCCUGGGUCACCUGGGCCUGAUCGGUCCUACAGAGGAGGGCUUGAAGAACUUGACCCAGAUAUCGGCCACCUAUUCCCCAGGCUUUAGGAUAUGGCUGGGUCCCAUCAUCCCUUUUGUCGUUUUAUGCCACCCUGACAUCAUCCGGUCUAUCACCAAUGCCUCAGCUGCCAUUGUGCCCAAGGACGAGCUCUUCAUCAGGUUCCUGAAGCCCUGGCUGGGAGAAGGGAUACUGCUGGCUGCUGCUGACAAGUGGAGCCACCGCCGUCGGAUGCUGAUGCCUGCCUUCCACUUCAACAUCCUGAAGCCCUACGUAAAGACCUUCAAUGAGAGUGUGAACAUCAUGCUUGACAAGUGGCAGCGCCUGGCCUCAGAGGGCAGCAGUCGUCUGGACAUGUUUGAGCACAUCAGCCUCAUGACCUUGGACAGUCUGCAGAAAUGCAUCUUCAGCUUUGACAGCCAUUGUCAGGAGAGGUCCAGUGAAUAUAUUGCCACCAUCUUGGAGCUCAGUGCCCUUGUAGAAAAAAGGACCCAGCAUCUCCUCCAGCACAUGGACUUUCUGUAUUACCUCACCCACGAUGGGCAGCGCUUCCGCAAGGCCUGCCGCCUGGUGCAUGACUUCACAGACGCCGUCAUCCAGGAGCGGCGCCGCACCCUCCCCACUCAGGAUAUUGAUGACUUCCUCAAAGACAAAGCCAAGUCCAAGACUUUGGAUUUCAUUGAUGUGCUUCUGCUGAGCAAGGAUGAAGAUGGGAAGCCAUUGUCAGAUGAGGAUAUAAGAGCAGAGGCUGACACCUUCAUGUUUGCAGGCCAUGACACCACAGCCAGUGGCCUCUCCUGGGUCCUGUAUAACCUCGCGAGGCACCCAGAAUACCAGGAGCGCUGCCGGCAGGAGGUGCAAGAGCUUCUGAAGGACCGUGGGCCUAAAGAGAUUGAAUGGGACGACCUGGCCCAGCUGCCCUUCCUGACCAUGUGCCUGAAGGAGAGUCUGCGUUUGCAUCCCCCAGCUCCGUUCAUCUCCCGACGCUGCGCCAAGGACAUUGUUCUCCCAGAUGGCCGAGUCAUCCCCAAAGGCAUUAUCUGCGUCAUCAAUAUUAUAGGAAUCCAUCACAACCCAAGUGUGUGGCCGGAUCCUGAGGUCUACGACCCCUUCCGCUUCGACCCAGAGAACAGCAAGGAGAGGUCACCUCUGGCUUUUAUUCCCUUUUCUGCAGGGCCCAGGAACUGCAUCGGGCAGGCGUUCGCCAUGGCAGAGAUGAAGGUGGUCCUGGCGCUGACGCUGCUGCACUUCCGCUUCCUGCCGGACCACAGGGAGCCCCGCAGGAAGCCGGAGCUGAUCAUGCGCGCGGAGGGGGGACUUUGGCUGCAUGUGGAGCCCAUCAACGCGGGCUCACAGUGACUCUCUGACCCAUCCACCUGCCUGUGCAGCUUCUCCGGAAUAAAACGCUUCUGUCACCUCUG